GUUAGCUCGGCUUCGCUAACCUCUGUGAGUUAGCCUUAGCCCCCGUUACCCAGGGCGCAGUCAAACUGCGGCGUUAUUGCCCUUUGUCUGUAAAUUGAACUUGCGCACGUUGUUCACACGUCGGCCGCUCGUUGCGCGACUACGCCAGCGACGCUGGGAGUGUUUCUUUAUGUUUGUGUCAACGUUGUAUCCGUCAAAAAGCAUUCAUUAGCUAGCCAGCUAACUUGAUUCUCCCGCGAGCCAGCAAAGACUUCAAAACUUCGCCAACACAGAGAUCCCAACGCCAAGAAAGGAUCAUCAUCCUCAUCUCAGCUCCUCCUCGGAUGUGAACUGAAUAAACAUCUGCAGCGUUCAUCCUUCUGAGUAGAGGAUCGGCCUGGUUGUUGGGAACACUUGGACAUUGAGUCAGUUUAACUGGCAGUCUGUGUGCUUCUAACCCACCAGCAUGUUCAUCCAACAGUCAAUACCCUAGCCAAACCUGAGCCUGGCUUCCCAAAGAUGACAAGCCGCUGGCAGGCUGCAUCUACAGAAUGAUGGGAGGAAGUGACACUGGCAGUGGGGACAAGACUGGGGUGGUCACCGCUGCCAUACACGUCCCCAUCGGCUGGCAAAGGAGAGUGCAUUGCGGCCAGGUGGCGUAUGUCAGUCCCAGUGGUACUUCUCUAUCCUCCCUGGAUGAGGUGAAGACCUAUCUGUUGACUGAUGGCACCUGUAAAUGUGGUCUGGAGUGUCCGCUUGUCAUCAACAAGGUUUUCAACUUUACUUUAGGGGUAAAGGUAGAGCAGCACAAGCAGCCUAUCGGCAAAGCGGAGCAGGACAUGACCAAACUGUGCAACCAUCGGAGGAAAGUGGUGGCGAUGGCUGCUCUGUGUCGCAGUAUGCAGGCGUCACAGAUGCCCUUUGCUAACCUUCAUCACCCUGAAGUGAGCAAGGGAAUGGGCAAUUGCAACCCAAAGAGGGCUCCUGUUGAGCGGGAAGAAGAGGACAGAGGCAUUUACCACCCCAAAUUUCAUCCGGCUCCUGCACAACCUCAGAAUAAUGCACACCCUAAUACCUGUGCCAGCCCCAGUUCCUCUCACAAGUUUAUUUAUCCUUAUAAUGGCUCCUCCCCAGGUCCUCACACAGGCGCAAACUCUCACCAUCCGCUUGAUGCUUUUCGAAGGCUUCACCCUCCUCCACCUCCUCAAACUGUGCCCUUUACCACUUCCAGCAGCCCCCCAUUCUCUUCUUACCAUGUUGCCCAAAGGUCACCCCGCACACUCACUCCUCAAAAUGGUAGUCAAGGUCAAAAACUGCCACAAACUCCUGAAACUCCUUCCUCCCCUCUCCUAAGGCCCCAACCUUCACCUCCUUGCUCCUCUCCUAAAAGCUUCAUCAUGGGUGGCAGAGUAUCACAGACUCAAGCGCAGCAUCCCUAUGGGGUCAUAGGUGGAGGCUCUCCCCUCUCACCCACUCCCAUCCUCUCUCCAUCUGUCCAUAACAUGAAUUGCGUGUCUCCUCAGCAGCGGUCCCACCACCCUUCGGCCUCCCCCUCUUAUGUCUCUGAUCAGGGCGGAAGCUCCACUGCGGUAGCUGAAGGACUGACGGCGAGUAAUUUGUCGCGGAGGAGGAAGUCCUGCUCUUCCUCUCCACACUCCCCUCUGCCUUGUGGUUCACCAAACCCCGUCCCCCACAUCUUCAAGUUCAAGCUGGAGGACAUUUUGGAGCAGUUCAAGAACUCAGGCAACAGUAGCACUAAUAAUAACCACCACCUCCCAAACUCGACCAACCCCAACAUAUUGACUAACCAAAGCAGUCACAGUCCUCUUACUCCCCCUCGGAAACCCUCAAAGAGUGCAGCGAGUCCCAGCACAGUAGCGCCAGCUUUUGGGUUGAACUCUGCAGGGAUUUCCAGCACUACUCUGGGGGCUUUUUUAAACCACCACAGUCACCAGGGCGAGCUGUCGUCCUCAACUUCUUUUCCCGCAAGCAGUCUGCUCUCCGCGGCUGCUAAAGCUCAGCUGGCUAGCCAGGUAACCCAAGGCCAGGGCUCAAAUGUGGCUUGUAGCCAAACAAGGGUGUCCUCUUCCUUGGAAAUCUUGACUGAGGCACAGCAAAAACAGUCGACAAAGGUAACAAACAGCACUUUAAAAAAUUGCCACCUCUCUUCCCCUACAACUGCCUCUAGGCCUCACUAUCCCUGUCUAGCAGCAGCCUCUUCUGUCCUCUUUCCUUCAUCCCACGCCCUGGCCCAGUCCCUGGCGUCUUCCUUGCCCCAGUUGCCUCCUAAAACAGAACAAAAUGCAUCGCACAGAAAGAGACGACGGCGAUCUCCCACUGUUCUCAGCAUGAUCAAAGACACCCAGCCGCUGGCCAACGGGCCGCAGAGGACCUCGCCCGGAGACUCUGCCUCUGCUACCGCUAUGAACUUAUCAUCUUCGGCGUUCCCUCGCCUCGCAUCUGCCUCAGAUAUGCAGAACCCGAGUGGCGUCACCUCCGAGCACCACCGUCAUUUGCCGCCAGGGCAGACGUCCAAGUUCCUGAUUUCCAAACAGACGGCACAUCGAGAGUUAGAGUCCUUGGAUAUCACUCCGGCACCAACACCCCUUAGCUUGGAUCCUCCAACCCAGCCCCUCUCUGCUCUGCUGCACUUACUCAGUGUGCAGAAUGCUCAGGCCGCAGCUUCGGCUUCCAACGCUGCUCCAUGUCAUUUGGCAUCUUUGACUGUUGAAGGGGGCGGACACACUAAGUCACAAAGCCCUGAACUUUCACCCUCUUCUAUAAAUUCUCAUUCUAACCACCCGCAUCCUCCGUCACCAUGCCGAACCAGUAACACUAAUACAAUAACUUUGGUUCCAGAGAUGCUUUCUCCCCCUCACACCCCUACUCAUUUCAGAUCAGUGCAGUCUCAGUCUGUGGGAUUAAGUCCUCUACAAAAACAUUCUUCGACACGUUCAAAUUUAGCUUUACCCAGCAGCAGCAGCCUAUCUGUACAUGUGGCCGCUACUCCACUGGACAGGCAUCAUCCAACUGAGAAUCACAUUCCAGCAACUGACACUGUUUCCCGGGUACUUUCACCCGAAGCUUCGCCGCAGAGCAUGAUCAGUAACGACAUGUCGACAGCAGACCCGAGUCACGCACAAGGCAUUGUGUCUGCGGCGUUACCCACCUCACCAAAACCUCUUGAUCUUAGCAAUCAUGUUCUAGCCCUCCUUGCAGCAUCCUCCACUGUACGGCAGGAGGAACGCAGCUCGGCUGACCAUACAACAGAUGUAGUGAUGUUUCCCCAAGAAAAUCACACUGCAGGUUCCGGUGACUCUGGACGCGGGGACUUGAAGAACUCCACCUCAACGAAACCUCUGACACCCACUGGUUCCGAUGUCGUCGGCUCCUCUCAGCUUGGGGAGGACAGUCUUCAGACUUCUUUACCUCUGGCAGAGGCCUUCCCUUUCAUGAACCAAGAGCAGCUACUUCAGCUGCUGUCUUCCACAGGAGGCCUGCCAUCCAUCUUGGACCCUACGGUCCUUUCCUCAUUACAGCUCGGAGGGUUGUGGUUGGGUGGGCAAAAUGCACAGGUGCCACCUUCCGCUGCUGCAACACAAAACCUUGGUGAGCAGCAGUCCUUAAUGAUACAAGCAGAGACACAGCAGCAGAGCCAGGAUCAGCAACAGAAGCAGCAGCAACAACUAAACUGUAAUCCUCUCUUUCCGUUGUUGCCCCUGUUGAGCGGCAUGCAAGGGGACUUACCUCUCAAUCUAGUGGGCCUUCCAAACCCAAUCCCACCUCCAACUUCAGUCUCUGCCACAGGACAGGAAUCUGAUUUGGGGCUUACAGAAAAACCAAGUCUUCAAGCUCUGCUUAUGGCGUCUUUGCUGUUUGGGCAACACCAGGCGCCUUUGUUACCCUUAUCUGGACUGAGUCAGCUGGGUCAGGUCAGCUUGGAGGUUCCUCUUCAGCAACCGCCACAGAUCCCUGCCACCUUGGAGGGCCUCACGUUGGACAAGGCCGCUGCUCUUCUGGAUCCUUCAACUCUUCACGGGUCGGGGAUUCUGGAAUUCAUGCAGGGCCUUCCCCUCCCGCCUGGAGCGGAGGGGUCUAUUCAAGCUCUGCAGUCUCUUCUGCUUCCUACUGCCCUUCCUCCUCAUCCAGCGACCUUCCUGCCUUUAAGCCCUGCCCUCCUCACAGCUGCCCUAAAUGCAGCAGACCUAUCCCACACCCAGUUAACUCCUGUUCAGCAUACCCAACCUCAGGAACUGUCUGACGCGGGUGUGGACACCCUCAUCCCUCUUUCUCUCCAAGGCAAGGAAAACUCCAUUCUCCAGCAAUUGCUUCCCACUUUGCUUAACCCUGCUGUGUUAGGAGACAUUUCUGGUAUCGCCGGGCUCCAUAACAUGGUGGGUAUUGGAGCCGGUUCCAUCCUCCUACCCUCGGUUCAGGCCUCAUCUUUGGGCAUGCCUCUCCUGCAAGGUCCCGAUGGGACCAUCAACUUGCUCAACAACAUUCAGCUGAAUCUUGCACCAUCCUCCGAGGAAGAGAAGUCAGUCUCGUUGCAGGAAACACAGAGCCCCACCCCUGACUGUGAUAUUCCAGCCUCUCAGAUCUCUCCUGAAGAGAUUGCUAAUCCGGCUCCAACGCCUGUCCAAGAACCUAGCCGUCCGCCACAGCGAGCGUCCGACGACAGGCCCGUCAUCGACCCCUACACCUCGUUCAUGGAUACAAUUUACACAUCCUUCCUUCAAAUUAACGCUAAAGAGCAGGAAGAUGGGGUCCGCUCUGGUCCGUCUGACCCAACAUCACCUUUCUGUGCCUUACCGCCUGUCACUUUCCCCAUGGAGCACCACACACUCUCCACAACUGCCCCAGCUCAGCACCAGGCGAGUGCGCCGGUCUCCCUCAGCCCAAGGCGGGCUUGCUCCUUGCGAAAUCCAGACUUGUCCCGCCUCAGCUUGGAAGCGGCAGCCCAUUCUCCAGCCCAGGGUACGCCCAAACCCACCGAGGAUGUCGACACAUCGCCUUUACGAAGAAAAGCAGUCAUGGUGGAGGGACAAACUCAUCCAGAGGCUUCCAUAUACUUGGAGGAAGCUAAAACGGAUUGCACCAGUGUGGAGAGACAGACGGGUUAUCUGAGUCCCAGGGAUGGUUGCAGUGGGAGGCCCCGUGAGGAUACACCAGGAACAAUGCUGCACAGUGAACAGGGAAGGGAACAAUCAGGAACUGUCUCUGGAGCCCGCCGAGGGAGAAAAAGAAAACAAACGCUGCAGAAUGUGUUGGAGGACUUCAGAGACGUAGAUGCUACAGCACUCGAAGAAACUAAGGCUACUACUACGACGGCCCUGUUGAAGCCCGACACAUCAGUCCGAGGCCGGAGGAGACGAGGGGCAAGGUCUCAGAGGCAGUGAUUGGUGGAGGGAGCUGUCAAUCACAGCUGUUCACCAAUCACAGACAUCACCUCCUGGCCCCUGCCUGCACUCACACACUCAUGUCACCUAUGUUUUUUUUGUUUGUUUUAUCUUCAUACUCAGUCAACUGCACUAAUGCUGUUCAUGUUAACAAACGCCAUGGAGACAGGUGGAAAAUAAAGCAUAGGACGAGCUCCGGUCAGGAGGAGAAAAUAAUUUAAUAGAAAGUUAAAAAAAGUGACUAUUUUCUCACUCUUAGGUCUAGUUCACACGCUAAUGGUUGUGUUUGGUGUGAUCACAGCUCUCUUCGUGAUGUUAGCGUCAUAUCAUUUUACCCAGAAUAACAAGUGUACUGUUCUCAUUUAUGUGUUACUGUGAGUCACAAUGAAGCCCGUCUACUUGAACCAUGCUCUCUGUGGAAAGUGUGUAUGUCAUUGUAUGUAUGUGUGUGUGUGUGUGUCUUUUUUAAUAAUGUUGAUUGUGUAGGACAACAGUGCUAUUGCUGAGCCCCUCACUUUCCGGCCGUGCUAUAGUUGGAAUUCUGGUCAUGCCAUGAAUGAGACCCUCUGUUCAAACACAGAAAGGACUCGGUAAGGCACCCUUCAAAUGUUUUCAGAUGGUGCUUAGAGGUAUGGUUUUAUUUUUCCUUCAUAUAAAGCCACCGUAAUUGGGUUUCUUACGUCCUCCCUUCAGUAUACAGCCAUUCGUCAUGUAGCCCCUCCAUCAUGAACAAGAUGGGGAUUCUUAAAAGCCAGAGCUGUGAUACCUAAUGUGGAUUUGAUGAGUUUUUGUCUAACUGUAGAUUAUGAAAUGAUAUCCUCACACUGCCCUCCCCUCAAAAUACUGGCAUCUCUUGCUGUAUUUAACAAAAAAAGAAAAGCAAAUUAUGCAAUUUGUAUACACUUGGAGAUUUGUACAUAUGUACAGUUAAUGUGUUUUAUUAUGAUUUUAUAUGGUUUAGAGAAAAGAGAUGAGUGCAAACAAUUGUGAAUUUUUCUGGGAGUACUUUUCUCAUUCUACCCCCUGGCUUUCAAUACUUAUGUUUAAAAAAAUGAUUAAAUUGUGGGCUGUAGCUUUCUUUUUUA
Syngnathus acus (greater pipefish) is the source of this 6463-nucleotide messenger RNA. It is a transcript of the gene mbd6, whose product is annotated as methyl-CpG binding domain protein 6. Gene Ontology annotation, molecular function: chromatin binding; DNA binding. Gene Ontology annotation, cellular component: chromocenter; nucleus. NCBI's taxonomy places the organism in Eukaryota, Metazoa, Chordata, Actinopteri, Syngnathiformes, Syngnathidae. The transcript is spliced from 13 exons. The record is from RefSeq and is a predicted model, not a curated record. Bases 531 to 5378 code for a protein of 1615 amino acids.